Triticum aestivum (bread wheat) is the source of this 1071-nucleotide messenger RNA. RefSeq lists its product as uncharacterized. The transcript is spliced from 2 exons. The coding region runs from base 226 to 1071 and encodes 281 amino acids. The record is from RefSeq and is a predicted model, not a curated record. NCBI's taxonomy places the organism in Eukaryota, Viridiplantae, Streptophyta, Magnoliopsida, Poales, Poaceae.
GCAACGACACGACACUUACUUUCUUCUUCCUUUUUCUUUCGGCAAGCUGUAUCCAGAGAGUGAAUCACUGCACUCCUGUGGCUGUAAUCGAAUUGUGAGAAACUAGAUCGGGUACCUAACAUCGUGGUAUCAGCUAGCCACAUACCACCCUUCCCCGCCGCCGCCUAGAUCGCCGUCCUAGAAACCCGCCGCCAGAAGCAAGCGUGUGAUCACCUCAUCGCCACAAUGGAUCCCGCGCUCAAAGCUUACCUCGACAAGAUGAGCGACGAGGCCACCGCCCGUGCCAACAAGCAAGACGGCAACAACAAUGCCAUCCUCCAGGCCUUGGCGACGCAGACGGCGCGGAUUGACUCCCUCGUCACUUGGAAGCCGGAGUUGGAGGCGCGGUUCGCACAAUUGGAGCUCUCGGUCGCGGCUCUCCAAGCCGCGUCGUCUUCAACUGCACCAUCCACCGGAUCGCCGCCGCUUGCGACCCCUCCCAUGGUUGCGCGCGAGAUCCAAGGGCAAUCAGGCCACGACGCACCACUGCAUCCUGGGGGAUCCUCGUCGGUGACCCCCGAGUCACUGGCGACUUCCCCGGUCACGGGACUGGUGCAAGUAGCAGCAGGUCAAUCUGGGACGGCACAAGCUCAAGCUGCAUAUGGAAGUGCAUUUAACAAUCUCCCUGCUCAAACAACUCAAGCUUAUGGCAUGCCUUACGCAUACACUAAUCCCAUGGCGGGGUAUCAAGAUGUGCAAGCUAGUGGACAUGCUGGCUACCCAGUUGCCAGUUAUGAUCAGAACGCCAUCCCCUACUAUACAGUCUAUCCUGGCUACCCUGCAGGUUAUGAUCAGAAUGGCGUCCCCUACUAUACUGGCUACCCAGCAGGUGAUGAUCAGAAUGCCAUGCACUUCUAUCUUGUCGCCUAUUCUGCAACUGCGGUGGGCGUCCCAGCAACUGAUGCUGCCAACAUGGACGGCAAUGCUGGAUCUCCUGCCGGCGCCGGGCAGGCCGAAUCGACAGGCCACAUCACACUUGCAUCAGAUGCUCCUUCCGUCGCUGCAAUCGGCUCUCCGCUACUGGAGAUGUGA